Jaculus jaculus (lesser Egyptian jerboa) is the source of this 215-nucleotide messenger RNA. Its product is annotated as cytochrome b-c1 complex subunit 10-like. Lineage: Eukaryota; Metazoa; Chordata; Mammalia; Rodentia; Dipodidae. The transcript has a single exon. Gene Ontology annotation, cellular component: mitochondrial inner membrane. The record is from RefSeq and is a predicted model, not a curated record. Gene Ontology annotation, biological process: mitochondrial electron transport, ubiquinol to cytochrome c. The coding region runs from base 1 to 171 and encodes 56 amino acids.
AUGCCGAGCAGGUUCAUGGGCCCAUGUUACCGGGAGCUGGCCAAGAAUUGGAUGCCCACGGCCAGCAUGUGGGGUGCUGUGGGUACCGUGGGGCUGGUGCGGGCCACUGAUUGGCGACUGAUCCUGGACUGGGUGCCCUACAUCAAUGGCAAGUUCAAGAAGGAUGAUUGAUUGGCCACACCUUUAAGAGCCUCUCUGGUGCCCCACCUCGGACC